This is a messenger RNA of Protopolystoma xenopodis, 309 nucleotides long. The record is from the annotation of a GenBank genome assembly. Lineage: Eukaryota; Metazoa; Platyhelminthes; Monogenea; Polystomatidea; Polystomatidae.
AUGCUUUCCUUUAAAUCCUAUCUUUUCUUUGCUUUUACUUCUUGUGUACAAGUUUUCCCGAGUUGGCUGAGGCUACCAUACGCCUCGAUAAGGGCCAGACUUCGCGUAGCUGCUCCCGCCGGCACCACUGUUCUUUUAGCACCUCUUCGCGGAAUAAUAUUCAUGGCAUAUGCUGCUCAUGUUCGAAUCGCCUCAGACGCCGACAUCGUCAUCAUCACCAGCAGCAGUAUGAGUCUUGCCAUUCCCGAAAUCACCGCAAACUACUUACUACUCGGCCUCACCAUCAUCCUGAUCAAAACGGCUCUUUGA